Actinia tenebrosa (Australian red waratah sea anemone) is the source of this 1965-nucleotide messenger RNA. RefSeq lists its product as uncharacterized. NCBI's taxonomy places the organism in Eukaryota, Metazoa, Cnidaria, Anthozoa, Actiniaria, Actiniidae. The record is from RefSeq and is a predicted model, not a curated record.
AUAUUCAUAAAGGCCUGCUGUGGUCACUCGAUCGAGACCGGAACUACUUUGUCUCUCUAUAAAUAGCAUUUUGAAGGGAAAAUCCCGUCGAUUGUUUGGUUUAUUUCGUUUUAAAAAAGGAACUCGCUACUUCCCAUAAAUGGAAUCAAUUAUUUCCCCAGUCGAGUUGCGGAAUUAACUCUCGUGAUGCCAUCAGAGUCCAAAACCUGAUCGAUCAGUUUAGAGUACAAAGUCAGGGCUGAAGUCACUCUGAGUCUGAGUCCAUUAUUUGAACGUCGAAGUAACUUGAAGAGAACGAGAAUGUCAAGAAAACAAGAAUUCGAUGGACUUUUAUACAAGCACAAAGCAUUAGAAAUCAUCAUAUCUGCAUCACUAACUGUCAAUCUGUGUGUAGUCUGUUAUACACUUUUACCAUGGGUAUACAGUCUUGUUAGGAGAAAACUUUACAAGAAAACUAAUGGUGAAACUACAAAAGAAGAUAAUGAUAUUCAAGUCAGUCGCAUAUCCAGCAGUGUCCCAUUCUACGUAGCCUUCCCCGUGUGUGGCCUGGUGCUGAUAUUUACUUCAAACAUCCUACGAAGCCCAUUCUUCACGUUUGAUAGUUCCCUUUGCAUCGUGUUUUCGUCAGCCCUUGGUCAGUACAUCUAUAAAAGUGCCGAGGCGGUGUACUGGAAAAGAGAGACAAACUACAGACCCUUGCUUGUUCAUAAUGCUGUUGUCAUAGCAAUCUAUGCAGUUAUCUUAUGCUAUGAGCAGGGUGCAAUUAUUGGUGUGGUUGGAUUGCUUAUGAAAGGCAGUUUUGCUUUUGCAGAAUUUGAUAUUGAAAACUUCUCAAAAUCCAUGAGAAAACGAAGUCCCUCGUUACCUCCCAAAGUCACUUUUGUUGGCAUGUUUGUGGUGUCGGUGAUCCUGAAAGGGCUUUUACCAUGUUUACUCGUAGUCUUCUCAAUUGUCACAUCAUCAGGGGAUCUUCUAAAGAUGCAGUACAUUCCACUUGCGUUCUUCUUCCUCAGUCUGGUGUUCUUUUCAGCAGUUGCCGGCUGGUUCUUCAAGGAUGCUUUUUGUGGCCUGCGAUACAUGUUUGGCCGAUCCAAACAUACAUACCUAUGGAACACGAUACAACAGCCAGUAACCACUCUCAUCAAUCAUAACGGGCUUGAAAAGCUCAUGGAGAAGGAGAAAGGUGCGGGGAUACUGCAAAUCAAGUGCAAUGAAUUAUGGGAUCAAGACUCUGCAUCAUUGUGUAGUGCGCAUGUGUUGGGAAGCAAGUUGAAGAAUGUUGACGUCAUAGAGGUUGAAUGUGCUACACCUUCUGUUCUCAAGUCUACAAACAUCGUGCACUAACUUAAAAAUAAUAAAUCUGUCUCCAUGUUAUAUGGGGAAAAGAGAGUACACAUUUAAGCAAGAAUUGAAGAUAAUUGUAGAUAUAGUCAUAUGAAACAUAAAAAUGAACGCUUGCCAUAUGAAGUUACACCUUCGACGUUACGUGUAAUGUGGUACGCGGGAAAAUAACACUGUUAUCAUAUUUCAAGAAAUUAUCAUAAAGUAUAUAUUUUCAGUAGAAAACCAUAUUUAAAAGUUUAUUCAGUAAUUGACUGGGCAUCUUUAAGUAUUUAGUAUUUAUUUAAAUUGCCGCAAAGAAUUAUGGGAAUUAUUAGUAUGACAAAUUAACAAACAGACAAGUGAAAUAACAUUAAUAAUUUCGUGCCAUUAAAGGGCAGACCCCGAGGGGAGGGGUGAAGAGGAGGGGGUUACAAAGGUGAACCCAGGCUGAUAUUAUGAAUAUUCAAAUAUAAAGUUAUAUUAUCACGUGUGUCUUAUGAUCAUAUAAAAAUAACAGAAAGUCUAAAUCUUGAAUAAAAGAAUGUUUAUAGAAAUGAAUAUUGCUAUAAAGURAAUAGUACUAAUUGCCUUGACUUACUAGUAAUGUAUAUAUUUGAGUAGAAAUAAAAUCAUUGUGAAAGA